AUGAAUACUCCUCGCUCCACGCCUACUGUACCAGUACACUCGACCCGAUCCGAGCGAACAGAGUUGUGUGUCAACACGGAAAACACGAAAGUCGAAGAGGACAACAACAACAACAACAACAACAACAACAACAACAACAACAACAACAACAACAACAACAACAACAACAACAACAACAACAACAACAACAACAACAACAACAACAACAACAACAACAACAACAACAACAACAACAACAACAACAACAACAACAACAACAACAACAACAACAACAACAACAACAACAACAACACACGAAGAAUGCUGUGA
Seminavis robusta is the source of this 309-nucleotide messenger RNA. NCBI's taxonomy places the organism in Eukaryota, Bacillariophyta, Bacillariophyceae, Naviculales, Naviculaceae. The record is from the annotation of a GenBank genome assembly.